CUGGGGUCACUCCAGCAUGGCUCUGGAUUCCACUUUUGCUUUCUCAAGUCCCUAAGUCCUGGGCCUUGCCAGGGACCUUCCCCUGCCUGGGUCCUUCCUGUCUUGGUGUUGCACAAGGCCUGCAGCUGCCUCCCUGACCAGCCUCCGGGCUGGACAGUAGCGCCAAGGCUUUGGGAGAAGAGGAAGCAGCCCCUGAGAUUGGAUCCUCCUUUCUUGAGCCGGCAGAUCCCCGGGGGCCAGCUGUGCCGAGAGCUCCUGGACUGUCUUCCUGCUCUGCUCCCCGCAGGUCCACGGUCCACUCCCUGCCGUGGAGCAGAUUGGCCAGCCAUAGCAGGUGGGGACAGAGGCCUGGACUCUCCGCAGGCGCUGGGGCUGAAGUGCUUGGAGGUGUCCUUAGGAGGCCCCUGUGUACCCGGCCAGCCCGGUGCACACCACCCUCUUAGGCACCAGAACCAGCUCAAGACCCUGCUAUGGGCUUCCUGCUGCAGCUUCUCCUCCUGGCUGCCAUCUUCCCGCCAGGGUGGGCCUCCUGGGGCGUCUCCAGCCCCCAGGAAGUGCCAGGCGUGAAGGGGUCCUGCCUGCUCAUCCCCUGCGUCUUCAGCUUCCCUGCCGACGUUCAGGUGCCCGACGGCAUCACAGCCAUCUGGUACUACGACUACUGGGGCAAUCGGCAGGUGGUGGUCCACACGGGCGACCCCAAGCUGGUGGAGGCGCGCUUCCGCGACCGCGCCCAGCUGUUGGGGCGCCCCGAGCACAAGGUGUGCAACCUGCUGCUGAGGGACCUGCAGCCCGAGGACUCCGGCUCCUACAACUUCCGCUUCGAGAUCAGUGAGACCAACCGCUGGUUAGAUACGAAAGGCACCUCGGUCACAGUGACGGAGAAGCCCAGGGCCCCCACCAUUACCUCCCCGGCAAUGCUGCUCGAGGGCUCACAGGUGGACUUCAACUGCUCCACGCCCUACGCCUGCCAGCCAGAGCAGAUCAGCCUGCAGUGGCAAGGCCAGGACGCCACUCGCUCUGUCAUCUCCAGUCUCCAGAACCUCGAGCCCACCGGCAUCACCCACAUGGAGACCCUCCACAUGGCCCUGUCUUGGCAGGACCACGGCCGGACGCUGCGCUGCCAGCUCUCGGUGGCCGACCACAGGAUCCAGAGCGAGAUUCACCUCCAAGUGCAGUAUGCCCCCAGGGGCGUGGAGAUCUUCCUCAGCCCCUCGGGGCAGAACAUCCUUCCAGGUGACCUGGUCACACUCGCCUGCCAGGUGAACAGCAGCUACCCCAGAGUCAGUUCCAUCAAGUGGCUCAAGGAUGGGGAGCAACUCGAAGCCGAGGGUCUGGUGCUGCAGUUGCCCCGGGCAGCCUGGAGCGAUGCUGGCGUCUACACCUGCCAAGCUGGGAAUGGCGUGGGUUCUUCCACCUCCCCUCCCCUCAGCCUCCACGUCCUCAUGGCUGAGAUCCAGGUGAGCCCAGCAGGCCCCAUCCUGGAGAACCAGACGGUGACACUGGUCUGCAGCACACCCAAGGAGGCGCCCAGCAAUCUCCGCUACAGCUGGUACAAGAACCAGGUCCUGCUGGAGGAUGUCCACUCCCCUACCCUCCAGCUGCACUCCGCCACCAGGGCCGACACCGGCUUCUACUUCUGCGAGGUGGGGAACGCCCAGGGCAGCGAGCGCUCAGGCCCUGUCAGCGUGGUGGUCAGCCACCCUCCCCUUGCUCCGGACCUGACUGCCUUCCUGGAGACACAGAUGGGGCUUGUGGGCAUCCUUCACUGCUCCGUGGUCAGCGAGCCCCGGGCCACGCUGGUGCUGUCCCAUGGGGGCCUUAUCCUGGCCUCCACCCCCGGGGAGAGUGACUACAGCUCACGCUUCAGGGUCUUCUCUGCUCCCAACUCCCUGCGCCUGGAGAUCCGAGACCUGGAGCCAGCUGACAGUGGGGAGUACAAGUGCUUGGCCACCAACUCCCUUGGAAAUGCGACCUCCACCCUGGACUUCCAUGCCAAUGUGGCCCGCGUGCUCCUCAGCCCGGCAGCAGAGGUGGUGGAGGGGCAGGCGGUGACGCUGAGCUGCAGGAGCGGCCUGAGCCCCGGGCCCGACACCCGCGUCUCCUGGUACCUGAACGGAGCGCUGCUGCUCGAGGGGCCCCACAGCAGCCUCCUGCUCCCUGCGGCCUCCAGCAGCGACGCCGGCUCAUACCACUGCCGCGCCUGGGACGGCCACAGCGCCAGCGGGCCCUCGUCGCCGGCCGUCCUCACCGUGCUCUACGCCCCUCGCCAGCCCACGUUCUCCACCCGGCUGGACCCUGACGCUGCUGGGGCCGGGGCUGGACGGCGAGGCCUCCUCUUGUGCCGCGUGGACAGCGACCCCCCAGCCUUGCUGCGGCUGCUCCACAACGACCGUGUUGUGGCCACUUCCCUGCCAUCGGGGGGUGGCUGCAGCACCUGCGGGGGCUGUUCCCCACGCAUGAAGAUCACCAAAGCCCCCAACUUGCUGCGCGUGGAGAUCGCAGACCCGGUGCUGGAGGAUGAGGGCGUGUACCUCUGUGAGGCCAGCAACACCCUGGGCAACGCCUCCGCCUCGGCCACCUUCAACGCCCAGGCCACGGUCCUGGUGGCCACGCCGUCGGACACGGUGCUGGAGGGCGCAGAGGCCAACCUGACCUGCAAUGUGAGCCGGGAAGCCGCCGGCAGCCCCGCCAACUUCUCCUGGUUCCGGAAUGGGGCGCUGUGGGCCCAGGGCCCCCUGGAGACCAUGACACUGCUGCCUGUGGCCAGGACCGACGCUGCCCUCUACGCCUGCCGAAUCCUCACCGAGGCUGGAGCCCAGCCGUCUGCUCCCGUGGUCCUGAGUGUCCUCUAUCCCCCUGACCCUCCAAAGCUGUCGGCCCUGCUGGAUGUGGACCAGGGCCACAUGGUCGUGUUUGUCUGCACUGUGGACAGUCGCCCCCUUGCCCAGCUGGCCCUAUUCCAUGGGGAGCGUCUCCUGGCCACCAGCCUGGGACCCCAGGUCCCCUCUGGUGGCCGGCUCCAGGCCAAGGCCAUGGCCAACUCCCUGCAGCUAGAGGUCCGGGAACUGAGCCUUGAGGACUCUGGCAGCUACCGCUGCGAGGCCACGAAUGUUCUCGGAUCGGCCAACACCUCACUCUUCUUCAAAGUUCGAGGAGCCUGGGUCCAAGUGUCCCCAUCACCUGAGCUCCGAGAGGGCCAGGCCGUGGUCCUGAGCUGCCAGGUACCCACAGGAGUCCCCGAGGGCACCUCAUACCACUGGUAUCGGGAUGGCCAGCCCCUCCAGGAGUCGACCUCAGCCACGCUCCGCUUUGCAGCCGUAACUUUGGCACAAGCUGGGGCCUACCACUGCCAAGCCCAGGCCCCAGGCUUGGCCAGCACAAGCCUGGCCGCCCCCGUCAGCCUCCACGUGUCCUAUGCCCCACGCCAGGCCACGCUUACCGCCCUGAUGGAUACAGGCCCUGGGCGCCUGGGCCUCCUCCUGUGCCGUGUGGACAGCGACCCUCCGGCCCAGCUGUGGCUGAGCCACGGGGACCACCUCGUGGCCUCCACCCUACAAGGCGUGGGGGAACUUGCAGGCAGCUCUCCCCGGCUGCAGGCGGCUGUGGCCCCCAACACACUGCGCCUGGAGAUCCACAAGGCGGUGCUGGAGGACGAGGGCGUCUACACCUGCGAGGCCACCAACACCCUGGGCAACGCCUCUGCCUCGGCCGACUUCAAUGCCCAGGCGGUGAGUGUGCAGGUGUGGCCCGGGGCCACCGUGCAGGAAGGGCAGCUAGUGAAUCUGACCUGCCUUGUAUGGACCACCCGCCCGGCCCAGCUCACCUACAUGUGGGACCAGGAUGGGCAGCAGCGCCCGGGUGCCCGCUCUAUCCUCCUGCCCAACGUCACAGUCUCAGACGCUGCCUCCUACCGCUGCGGUGUGGGGCUCCCUGGCCAGGCACCCCGCCUCUCCAGAUCUGUCACCCUGGACGUGCUCUACGCGCCCCGCACCCUGCGCCUGACCUACCUGCUGGAGAGCCGUGGCGGGCGGCUGGCCCUGGUACUGUGCACUGUGGACAGCCGUCCGCCUGCCCAGCUGGCCCUCAGCCAUGCUGGCCGCCUCCUGGCCUCCUCGACUACAGCAUCUGUCCCCAACACCCUGCGCCUGGAGCUGCGGGAGCCACAGCCCAGGGACGAGGGUCUCUACAGCUGCUCCGCCCACAGCCCUUUGGGCCAGGCCAACACGUCCCUGGAGCUGAGGCUAGAGGGUGUGCGAGUGACCCUGACUCCAUCGGCUACCGUGCCUGAGGGGGACCCCAUAACAGUGACCUGCGAGGACCACGCUGCCCACCCGCCCACCCUCUAUGCCUGGUACCACAAUGGCCGUUGGCUGCAGGAGGGACCCACCACCUCGCUCUCGUUCCCGGCGGCCACACGGGCUCACGCAGGCGCCUACUCCUGCCAGGCGCAGGACGCACAGGGCACCCGCAGCUCCCGGCCUGCUGCCCUGCAAGUCCUCUAUUCCCCUCGGGAUGCUGUCCUGUCCUCCUUCCGGGACUCGAGGGCCAGGCCCCCUAGGGUCAUGGUACAGUGCACCGUGGACAGCGAGCCACCUGCUGAGCUGACCCUGUCUCGAAAUGGCAAGGUGCUGGCUGCUAACUACGGGGUCCACAGCUCUGCGUCAGAGACAGGCUAUAUCCAGGUGGCCCGAAACGCCUUGCGGCUGCAGGUACAAGAUAUGCCCACGGGUGAUGAUGACGCCUAUGUUUGCACAGCCCGAAACUUACUGGGCUCAGUCAGCACCAGCGGGCAGCUGCAGGUGGAAGGCGUGCGUGUGGUGGCCGAGCCAGGCCUGGACGUGCCUGAGGGCACCGCACUGAACCUCAGCUGCCGGCUCCUUGGUGGCCCCGGGCCCCUGGGCAACUCCACCUUUGCGUGGUUCCGGAAUGGCCGGCGACUGCACGCGGAGCCUGUGCCCACACUUGCCUUCACCCACGUGGCCCGGGCCCAAGCCGGGGUGUACCACUGCCGCGCUGAGCUCCCCACUGGGGCUGCCGCCUCUGCUCCAGUCAUGCUCCGUGUGCUCUACCCUCCCAAGACGCCCACCAUGACGAUCUUUGUGGAGCCUGAGGGAGGCCUCCAGGGCAUCCUGGACUGCCGAGUGGACAGCGAGCCCCUUGCCAGCCUGACCCUCCACCUUGGCAGUCGGCUGGUGGCCUCCAGCCAGCCCCAGGGCGCUCCUGCUGACUCCCACAUCCACGUCUCUGCCUCUCCCAAUGCGCUGAGGGUGGACAUCGAGGAGCUGAGGCCCAGUGACCAGGGGGAAUACGUGUGCUCUGCCUCCAAUGGCCUGGGCUCUGCCUCUGCCUCCACCUACUUUGGGGCCAGAGCCCUGCACCGCCUGCACCUGCUGCAGCAGCUGCUCUGGGUCCUAGGGCUGCUGGCGGGUGUCCUGUCCCUGCUGUUGGGCCUGGGUGCCUGCUACGCCUGGAGAAGGAGGCGUUUUCAGAAGCUGAGCACAGGCGAGAAUUCGGUGGAGAUGGUUUCUCAGAAAGAGACCACACAGGAGGACGAGGUUGCCAUAGCUAUGAUGACUCGGCCCGUCAACGUGAGCGAGGCAGCGUUGCGUCCCGCCUGCCUCUGUGAAAACAGCUCCAGGACAUCUGGCUUUUUAUGAUCUGGUUCCAAGCCUCUCGCCCCCAAGGAAAACGGGUGGUGAGAGUGGGCACAGACCCUGGCCUACCCGGGAACGUGCUGACCUCAGGGGACUCUGAAGAGAAGCAAGUGGGCAUCCCCUUCUCUUGCUCUUCUCCACACCUCCUCUCUCCUCUCCAAAGGGGGCCUUGCCCCUUCACAUCUCCCUCCCCAAAGCUCCCCCUGAACUUUCUGGAUGGAUUAGAACAGAAAAGGAGCAUUCCGUGUCCUCUGGCUCACCAAACACUCUGUAUUAGGCAGAGGAUAAGUCAAGAUUUGCUCUAACAAGAGACCAAAUACAUGAUCCAAUUUUAUUUUCCUCUCCCAUACCAGUCUGGCUAUGUAAUGGUGGUUUAAGGUACUGGGAUCCUUCUAUCGUACUUUUCUUUCAUCCCUAAAAUGUUGCCUUUGAUUGUGAGGUUCACCCAUGGCCCCGCUGUGCUCACACUCAAUCCAGCCAGAAGAGGGAAGAGUGGAAGUAUUAAUAGACGGCGCACCCACCCCUGCCAUGGACACAACCCAGGAGUUGCACAUGUCACUUCCAUUGGUUAGAGUUUACCCUCAAGGCCACGCCAAGCUGCAGGGGAGGCUGGGAAAUUUAGUUUUUAUUCUGAGUCCAGAGGAUGUUUGGAAAUUCUAUUUUCAAAGGACUCCCAACUAUGGACUCAUGCCUGGAACAUUUGACAUUGAUGGGAAUGCCACCAGCAGGCCAUGUUCUGUCAUGGUGCCCAUCUGCUGAAGGUCAGGGCAUGCCCCUGGCCAUUCUGGUUAUGGGCUUCCUGGAGGGGGCAUCCCUCUCGCACAGUACAACUGAGGAAAUCAAGUAGGUCUGGUGGUCCCCUGGGAGAGGCAUGCCAGGCAUGCCUAAUCUGGCCCCUGGAAGAAAAGGUUCCCCCGUUCCCACUAUCCCCACCUCCAGGAGCGUGGCAAUGCCUUACCAGCUCUUCCAAGUGCAGAGAGCAGACAUGGGUGUUGUCAGCAUCCUCGUUUCUGCCCCAGAUGCUUCCUCUCCAUGACCAAGUGAACGCUUGUCCUUUUCCCAGAGGCCCAUGUGCCAGGGGCUGCUGAAGACAAUAAGAGUUAUCGAGAAGGAAUAAAGAGCUUUUGGGAAAUCAUGGAAUGAGGGGGCCAGUUCUCGAGCAGAAUCAUCACUCCCCUUGCAGUGUAGUAGCAGAUGGUGGGAGGAGCAGAGAGCCCACCCCUCUAGGAUUUGGGCUGAGAAACAGAGAGAGUAGUGGGGAGUUGGCAGAGGAGCCAAUAGGCUGGGAAGACACUGGGGGCCAGGUGAGCUUUGUGUAGCCUCGGCUACACCCUCCUUCAUCCCUGGCCCCAUUCCUUUCCGUGUCCAACUGCCACACUCUUCCUGGGAGCCUCUCAAGCAUGUCCUUCCAAUAAACUUCCAUCCUAUGA
Messenger RNA from Microcebus murinus (gray mouse lemur), 7084 nucleotides. NCBI's taxonomy places the organism in Eukaryota, Metazoa, Chordata, Mammalia, Primates, Cheirogaleidae. The record is from RefSeq and is a predicted model, not a curated record.